Caenorhabditis sp. 36 PRJEB53466 is the source of this 4310-nucleotide messenger RNA. NCBI's taxonomy places the organism in Eukaryota, Metazoa, Nematoda, Chromadorea, Rhabditida, Rhabditidae. The record is from the annotation of a GenBank genome assembly.
AUGGAGGUGACGUUCGGUCUCGGAGUGCUCAAAGACUUUGGAGCCCGUCAAGUGGUGUACUGUCCGGCCGCCGUUUUGCUCUCAUUGUCCGCAGUGUUCAAUGUGUCCAUUCCGGACGUCGACUUUUUGAAUAAUCAGCGCUUCAUUGCCUACGACAAAGGAGCGAAAGUUUUGAUGUUCGAUGUGAGUUUGAGCAGAAAACGUCUACUUUUUCCACAUUUUUUCGCUUCGGAGACACUUUGCAACCAUUCUCUCUGCCAAUUCGAUAUUAAUCUAAUUAGAAAGUUACCUGAUCUAAACGCGACCUAAUUAGAUUCGACUGUAUUUUUUUCAUGGCGCAAUCGAGAUUUGAGCCCGCAGACGGUUUGAGCACUUAUUAAUCUAGCUAGAAGAUUUAUUAAUCUAGCUAGAAUACUUAUUAAUCUAGCUAGAAGAUUUAUUAAUCUAGCAAGAAGAUUUAUUAAUCUAGCUAGAAGAUUUAUUAAUCUAGCUAGAAGAUUUAUUAAUCUAGCAAGAAGAUUUAUUAAUCUAGCAAGAAGAUUUAUUAAUCUAGCUAGAAGAUUUAUUAAUCUAGCUAGAAGAUUUAUUAAUCUAGCUAGAAGAUUUAUUAAUCUAACAAGAAGAUUUAUUAAUCUAGCUAGAAGAUUUAUUAAUCUAGCAAGAAGAUUUAUUAAUCUAGCUAGAAGAUUUAUUAAUCUAAUUAGGUGUCAUAUCAAUCUUAUUAGGCCGCCGUUACUUUACCAAUUUGUGAAGAACAUAAGAUUUUGUUGUCAGGAUGUCUGGAAUACGUACAGGGGACAGAUAUUGGCCAUUAACGAGAGAGUGUACAUGAACUCACCUGUCACUUUUUUCUCUGCGUCUCUCGAUUAUGCACGCGCUCUCGUUGAGGGGGACAUAAUCUGUCCCCGUAUAUUAAUUUGAAGUUGUUUCGCCGCACCCUGUACUCGAUUCGGUCUUUUCAGGAAAACCGUUCGUCGGGCUCGUUUUUUUCGGGUAACUGGACCGAAAACUUCCAUCCAAUCGGCAAUCGAUCGUUCGAAACGGACCAAAAAACCGAGACCACGUUGCCAUUUAUGGAAGUGAAGUGCGCAGAAUCGAUUUGUGAAUACGGCAUCGAUGAGUUUUAUGAGGUACGCUUUUGAAAUUAAACUAUCUGCUUGAAAAGUUAUAUUCUUCAUUUAGUCCCUCACAAUUCCGUUCGACAAUGAUUUCAAAUUCGCGGUAUUCCGACCCGUCUCAAGAAUCGCCACACUUCUGAAACCCGCCAAUUUUGCGAUGGCUUGGCAAACGCUCAAAUCAAUCGAUAAUGUCAUCAUCCAAAUGCCGAUGCUCCGAUUCAAUUCGACAAUGAACAUGCGGAAUGCGGGAGUUGAGACUAAGCAUGCGGCUCACAUUGCGGUAUGUUUUUGAGCGAUAAUAGCGGCCACUUUGAUAUCUUGACAUGAUUCGGGAUGGACAUCUCGCAACCAGACACGUUUCCUCAAAGUUUUGUUAAUUCAGUGGUCUACUCCAGAUGCGAAUUGAUUUGUAUUGGUUGCAAAACGUCCCGACCUGACAGUUCGCAACUAUUUCGCAUUUUCAGAUCGACAAUCUCGGGGUCAGCUGGAAAUAUCGUUCCUUCGACACGGAGCCAGACAUUUCGACCAUUCAAGACCCGAAAACGCCAAAAGUUGUGAUAGAUUCCCAUUUUUUCUUCGCAGUCAUGAAUGACACUUUGCCUGUGAUGUUAGGCAAGUAUAACGGUUAUCCGUAAGAAACGUUUUGUGGCCGAUGCACCAUGUAAAAGCAGAAACGUGUUUCCUAAAUUAUUUUUAUUCUAGUAACAUGUCUUUGCAACUGUUUUUCUGUCCUAAAAAUGUUCUAAAACGGCUUUGUCUCAAAACGUUUUGCUAUGUGGCCGAUGCACCAUUUGGCCUCUAGAACUUGUUUUUUUUAGAGCAAUGCACCAUUUAGAAACAUGUUUUCACAUCACAAAUCGCCUUUUUGUACUCAAACAUCGGCUUUAUCUAUUUAAAUUAAUUGAAUGUAUGUAUACUCAUUCAAAAUGUUAUCGUUAUUCAGACAGCUCAACUAUUUCAUAGGAAUCCAGAUUUGUUUUCGAAAUACAUUAUUUUCCUUCCAAUAAAUCAGAAGCACACACCCGUUCAACUUGUUUUAAUCUCGAAGCAGCCUGAUCCCGUCGGAUCCUUUAAUCAGUAGCCCGGGGAAUCCGCUUCCGGCCGUCUCGUUCAAAAUCCAAAAACUUCUGAACAUUUCUCGUGCCAACCUCUUUUCUCCCAUUCCAAACAAUUUCCCAGCACUAAAAAAGGGCACAAAUAGAACUUUUUCGCUCUUUUCUUCUCAUUCCCAUCUCCAAACAACACCAAUUCUUCUGCUAUUGUACACUAACACAAAAAAUGUCCUCGUACCUCCGUUCCUCUUCUUAUUCGCAUCGAAUGUCUUCGUUACACUACACGGCGUUGCGAAAUGAUGACGAUUCGCAUUUUUUGGAAACCGAACAAUAUCCAGAAUGUUCUUAUCCAGAAUCCGAAAUGACGACGAACAUUUCGAUGGAGAUGGCUGAGAAUGACAAUAUUUAUGCACUUCCGAAGAAGCGGAAAACCUCAAGUUUCGUGUUCUGGAACCAGGCACGCCUCUAUAUUAUGCUUUUAUCGUGAGUGGCCAAACUGUUUCCCCGUGGCCUAACUUUCCAAAUGUGUGUUUGUUUUCAGGUUAUUAUGUCUGACAUUGGCUCAAAUGAACUCGUUGACUUUCAAUUUCACCGUCAUUUGUAUGGAUGACAUUGUUUCGGAUCAUCACGCCCGCAAUUUGAGCGGUAAGAGUUUGGGAGCGGGGAAAGUUAGGCGACGGAUCAAAAGAAGAGGACUAGGCCACGAAACUAGAAAGGAAAGCUAGACGACUCAACUUUGAGCGUGUUUCAGGCGCCCACUGGAUGGAAUCGCCCUCGCAAAAGUCGGUGCUCUUCUCGGGAGCAGCCAUCGGAGCCAUGAUCGGCCUGAUCCCGUCGGUGCCGCUGAUGAGUCGGCUGGGAAUCCGCAACAUGCUCACCGCUUCCGGUCUCGUCUCCGCCGCCGGUUCCGUCUUCUUCCCGCCGGCCGUCGCCUUCCACUAUUAUGCGGUUCUCGCGUGUCGCAUCCUUCAAGGCCUCGGCAUUUCCAUCGUGUUCACCGUCGUCGGCGUGAUUCCGGGCGUCUGGGCGCCAAAUGACGAGAUGGGCACUUUUUUGGCGAUUCUCUCGUGUGCCUUCCAGUUGAGCAGUAUCAUUUCGAUGCCCGUUUCGGCUCUAUUAUGUGAAUCCGAGUUUGGCUGGACGUCCAUUUACUAUCUAUUCGGCGUGCUCACAUUUGUCGCCUACACUCUAUUCUAUGUGUUUUAUACAGACUCGCCCGACAUUCACACAAAUGUCUCGGAAAAGGAGCUGCGAAGAAUCGAAGAGGGAAAACUGAAAAUCGAUAAUGAGCGGCGGGAGAAGGAAGCGGUUCCGUACGGGGCGAUUUGCACGGACACCACCGUGCUCAUGGCGUGGCUCUCGGUUUUCGGCGCAAACUUUGCAUUCUUCAUCCUCGUCCUCUACGGUCCAACCUAUCUACGCGACAUUCUGCACUUUGACGUCAAACGCACCGGAUUCGCGAGUGCUUUGCCGUUCCUCCUUUCCGCUAUUGUCAAAUUUGGCGCCGGACAAUUGUCGGACCGCAUGCAAUUUGUGUCGCAAAAGGUUCGGAGCAGUGCAAAUAUUGUGUGUUCUCGCAACAAAAACAUCCUCUCCUCUCAGACCCGCUUCACAUUUUGCGCAAUCGUCUCUCAAGUCGGUGUGGCCGCCGGUUUCAUCGUCAUGGCAAUGGUGAGUGUUGCGAGCGAGCGUGCAACUAUUGUUGCUUUUACAAAAUUGUCAGACAACCGACCGAUUUGUCGCUCAACUCGCCUACACAUUCGCCAUAACCGCGUCGGGUUUGAAUAUUAUGGGUACGAUUAAAUGUGUCCAAUUGGUGAGCAGCUUACAUGAUUCACUUUAACACCGCCGAUUCUUGAGCGCUGCCGUCAACACGUGCAUUUUGCCAUCUCUGUCAUUUCCUUCUGUGCCUACCUCAUUCAAUUUGUCGCUCCGAUUGGUGUAGGCAUUUUGGUGGCCGAUAAUACUCGAGAAGAGGUGCAUUCAAUUGAAUCUUCCUUCCUUUCAUCAUUAUUCCUUUUUGCAGUGGUCCCAACUAUUCUUCAUCGUUUCUGUGGCCGUCGUCGUCUUCAACGCCCCCUUCCCGUUCCUAACCUCUGCCGAACCGGGACCUUUUGUGAAAUGUUCUCUGAAAAUGUAG